Osmerus eperlanus (European smelt) is the source of this 5290-nucleotide messenger RNA. Its product is annotated as transcription factor SOX-6-like. Gene Ontology annotation, molecular function: RNA polymerase II cis-regulatory region sequence-specific DNA binding; DNA-binding transcription factor activity, RNA polymerase II-specific. Gene Ontology annotation, biological process: regulation of transcription by RNA polymerase II; positive regulation of chondrocyte differentiation; central nervous system development. The transcript is spliced from 17 exons. The coding region runs from base 441 to 2702 and encodes 753 amino acids. Gene Ontology annotation, cellular component: nucleus. NCBI's taxonomy places the organism in Eukaryota, Metazoa, Chordata, Actinopteri, Osmeriformes, Osmeridae. The record is from RefSeq and is a predicted model, not a curated record.
ACCUCAAGUGGGAAUGCCAAACCUUAGUUCAGAGUUGGCUCACGGUUUGUGAGAGAGACCGGUGAGUGCAAAUGUGCAAAUUAGUUUUCAUAAUGCAGAAUUUCAAAUGAAGUGGAAUAUGGAAAUAUUGUUGUCUGCGGAGCAAGGGGAGUUUUUUUCACAAGUUAAACUUUCUCUCGGGUCACGGAAACCGACCCUUAAAGAAUGCGUGAGUCAUAAAUUAAAAUAGACCUAAGACUUCAUUCUAAAAGUGAUCCAUUGAAGACAAUACCAGAGAAACAAGACAUUUGUACCAGCUGACACGGUGCUACACGAAACAAGAAAAACAACCUACCAUCAUGAACAAAAGUCUGCCAUAGAGGAAAGCUGUGACUUUCAUGAAUUCAAAAUUCACCCACAAGUGAGAAGAGGGUGUUGGAGUUGAAGUCUCUAUAUUUCUAAUGAUGUCUUCCAAGCGAGCUACACCUCCAUUUCCCCAGGUGACAGAUGAUGAGGAAGCGAUGAGGCAGGAUAGUGCAGGCUGGGCCAAUGACGACAGAGAAGGAAUGGCCUCAACCACGCCUCCUCUGCAUGCCAAACUUCACCAAGAGAAUCACCAGCCAAUUAGAGAUAGCCAACCUGUGUCUGAUUGGGACAGUAUAGGUCCUACUUCCACGGAAAAUGAGAGUAGUAAGGGCUGCUCCUUGUACAACCCGAAUAACUCAACUUCUCCGCCCAAGCCUGAGGAGUGUUCCCGGGAGCGCGGUGAGCUGCUUGGCGGGCUUGCUUUUGGAACGCCAGAACGCCGCAAGGGAAGCCUGGCAGACGUAGUGGACACACUGAAACAGAAGAAACUGGUGGAGCUGACCAAGACGGAGCAGGACGAGUCCCCCUGUGUGGAAAGACUCCUGUCAAAAGACUGGAAGGAGAGGAUGGACAAACUCAAUACCAACGAGCUCCUGGGAGAGGUCAAAGGUACCCCAGAGAGCCUGGAGGAGAAGGAGAGACAGCUGUCCACAAUGAUAGGUCAGCUGAUCAGUCUGAGAGAGCAGCUCCUGGCUGCCCACGAUGAGCAGAAGAAGAUGGCCGCCUCUCAGAUGGAGAAGCAGAGGCAGCAGAUGGAGCUGGCCCGUCAGCAGCAGGAGCAGAUUGCCAGGCAGCAGCAGCAGCUUCUGCAGCAGCAGCAUAAGAUCAACAUUCUUCAACAGCAGAUACAGGUACAGGGUCACAUGCCUCCACUCAUGAUCCCAGUCUUUCCUCACGACCAGCGCUCUCUAGCAGCUGCCGCAGCAGCACAACAGGGCUUCCUCUUUCCGCAAGGAAUGUCCUACAAGCCAGGUGACAACUACCCCAUGCAGUUCAUUCCAUCCACAAUGGCAGCGGCCGCUGCAUCAGGACUCAGCCCAUUGCAACUACAGCAGUUGUACGCUGCCCAGCUGGCCAGCAUGCAGCUCUCUCCCGGAGCCAAGAUGGCCACCGUCCCUCAGCCACCGAACUCUUCCGGGCCACUCUCACCCUCCACCAUGAAAGGAGAGAAGAGAGCGUCAAGUCCCAUCAUCCACAUUAAGGAGGAAGGGUCAACGCAGCCCCUGAACCUGUCGGCUCGGCCUAAGACCUCCGAAGUCCUCCGUUCCUCUACCUCGCCCCCGCACAGCCUGUUCUCCAAGACCAGCCCUUUAGGCCUGGGCAAGGGACGUGUCCCAAGCCCCAUCUCCAGCAUGGGCAGGAACUCCUCACUAGACAUUCUGUCCAGUCUGAACUCCACAGCAUUGUUCGGGGACCAGGACUCUGUGAUGAAGGCCAUCCAGGAGGCCAGGAAGAUGAGGGAGCAGAUUCAGAGAGAGCAGCUUCACCAUCACCAGCAAGGCUUGGAAGCCAAGCUGUCUGCACUGAGCGGCAUGAGUCUUAAUAACGGCAGCAAGGAGCGGAUGCACUUUGAAAGUUUGGGUCAGCACUUGGGGAAGCUGGGGGAGGAGGCCAAGAUGGGUCAUCGGGUCAUAGACCUGACCAGACCAGAAGAUCUUGAUGGGAGCGGUACUACCACAGAGGCACGAGUCUUCAGGGAGGCCAGGGGCCGGAACAGCAAUGAGCCCCACAUCAAGAGGCCAAUGAACGCCUUCAUGGUCUGGGCAAAAGAUGAAAGGAGGAAGAUAUUGCAGACCUUCCCCGACAUGCACAACUCCAACAUCAGCAAGAUCCUUGGCUCUCGCUGGAAGUCCAUGACCAACCAGGAGAAGCAGCCAUAUUAUGAGGAGCAGGCUCGUCUGAGCAAGAUCCACCUGGAGAAAUAUCCAAACUACAAGUACAAGCCUCGGCCCAAGAGAACCUGCAUCAUUGAUGGGAAGAAGCUGCGCAUUGGCGAGUACAAGCAGAUGAUGCGCUCGCGACGACAGGAGAUGAGGCAGUUCUUCAGUGUGGGGCCUCAGCCACAGAUUCCCAUCAGCAACAGCACAGCUGGUGUCUACCCAGGUGCCAUCGCGAUGCCAUCGGCCGCACCCUCUCCACACCUGACAUCAGAGUGCUCCAGUGCAUCGGCCAGUCCCGAGCCCACCAUCCCUGUCAUCCAGAGCACCUUUGGUAUCAAGCCAGAAGCGGGCACCAUAAUGCCCAGUGAGCCAAUCAACGGAGAGGACGAGAUGGACAUGUAUGAGGACUUUGACGAGGAGCCCAAAUCAGACUACAGCAGUGAUCACGAGACGAGGGAAACUGUCAGUGCCAACUGAGGUGCUCAGUAGGAACACCUGUUCUAUUUUUUCUUUUUUUUGGAAAGACAAAGACCGAGACAACAUCCUUUUCAGGGUCUGAGCGUGCUCCCGGGCGUGGGAGCAUGGAUGUGUGAAGCGAACACGCUCAGAUUUCUCAGUGGGAUGAAAUGAAACUGAGCAUGCUUAGACUGCUCCUGUGACAGUAUCUGAUAGACUGAUCACACUAAGACACCAUUUCAGAGGAGAACGCAAAGCAUUCUAAGCAUGCUCAGAUGCCUCCGAACAAACUGAAACAGAGCACGCUCAGACGUCCUCCUGAUAUCUGACUGACAGGAAGCAUGCUCCUCAACUUGACAAUCAAACUAAAACUAAAGCAAGUGAUAAUAGAGAAGAGGAAGAAGAGAUUAGUUACGUGUAUGAAAACAACAUUUUAGUGCGUGGUUUUUAAGGAGUAUGCAUGGAUUUGAGGCAUCGGAAAUUGGUCUUUGACAGCUAUUGGUCUUAAAUGUUUCUUUUAAGUGUGAUGAAGUUUUUAUUAUCAAGUAUUUCCUUUUCGGGAUUUUUUUAUUUUUAUUUGAGGAGACAUUUUUCUGACAGGUUUCACUACUUGUAAAACCUUGGAAUGUCAGAACUUGAAAUGUUAAAGUUAAUAUAAAAGUUAGUAUUCGUAGUCUUACCUAUGUUUUCCUAAGUACAGUACGCCUACACGUUUCUUGACAAAAUGCUUACAAUAUGUUACAUUACUGUUCAUGAUGGGGUGUAAAGUCCCGGCUCAGGUAUGUUGUGCCAGCUUGUGAAUGUGUUUUUUGAUUUCAUAUGAGCGAGUGGUAGAAUUGUUUUUUCAGACUGACAUCAAGACAAGGGGCAAGCAAAUCCUUGUAUAUUAUUGUUAAUAUUAUUGUUAUUGUACAGUUUUUAUUCAAAUGUGCCAAAACUACAUUUGCAUCCAUCUAACAUAUUGUAGUCUUAAUUUUUUCAAAUGCUGCAAAAAAGUCUUACACAAUCAGUUUGUUCUGUCAGAUAAAUACUUAUUUAGAAAUUGCUGGCUGCCCCAACCAUAUACUAGGUAGAGCUCAGGGAGAACAUGAGCAGGUCUUUGCUGCUUGCUCAGUCAGUGUUUUGUAGUCUGAUCCAGUUAUUUCUGACACCCCCUCUGGUGAUGUCAUACCUUUAGAAAGCCUCAUCUACUCCUUUUUGAUUCUGUGUCCGAAUUUUCAAGUCUGCUGUAUUACGUAGUGUUAAUUUCAGCACUUCACUUCCUUGGUUUGAAUGAAACUGGCAGGUGGAUUAAAUGUUUGAAACGCCUAAAAUAAGAACAGUAUAAAAAUGUAUACUUGUGUGAAAAAGUGUGGAAAAACAGGAUGCAGGAAGAGCCUGGUCUUUACCGCCUGUUAGUGUUUUAAUAUGCAAAUUCGGCUGUUACGCAUUUGGGGCCAAAACAAACAAAUCAGCUUUUUUUGGUACUGUACUCCUGUCUCCUGACUAUACUGAUGUUUAGAUUGAGUGUCACAUUUUAAAUUAAGCAGCUUUCUCAUUGUCUCUGGUUUGUGUAGAGAUAGUGAAUAUAACAUGUUCUGCAAGUGAAUCUGCCCAUCUUAAUUGACAAUAAGUCUUAAAGUUAGACUUAAGUCUUAAAGAUUUUUGAGUAGGCUCUUAAGUAACUCAAGUUCCCAAGACAUGAUGAGGCCGACUAUGUGUCCUUUACUGUAUUAUACAUGGUUACUUAAGACAAACCAAUACAAAAUGGGUUUACAAUUCAAAUUCCCUCAUUAAAUGACAAACCAAAUCUUUGGUUUUUCAGGAAAUUUUUGUUUGAAAAAUAGUUCAACAUUACCUCUUGCAUAUUUAAAAACUAUAAUGUUUCUGUAAUGCAUGUAUAUAUUUUUUUUUACUGAUAUGUCAAGUAACUUAGAAUUAUACAUUUCUUAGUUGUCACUCACAAGAUCCUGUUUUAAAUUCUCCUCCAUUUAGAAAAUAUUUCAAAUUUGACACCUGUUUUAAGUGGUUUGGAGCAACUGCAGUAUGUGUGCUGGUUGGUUUGUCUUUGGUUUUGUAUGUCCUAAUGACCAUGUUGAGCAAAGCAUUUGUUAGAGGAAGACUUUUAUUGAGUUUUAUUUUGCUUGCAUCACAGAAGAAGAGUUAGUGUUCGCCUCAUGCAUAGACAUUGUUUAAAGUGUCACACACAUCAUAAGCACUGGAUAUAAGUGGUAUUUUUCAGUACUGACUAAUGUGAAGUUGCUGUUAGAUGAAAAACAAUACAAAUAAAAAGACACACACGUCAUCGAUUUGGACUCGUGAGAAGAUCUCACGUUUGCCAGGUUUGGGUAAACUGUCAAAAAUCUUUUACUUUUUCAAGAAAAUCCUUUGUUGUAGCACCAGCGCUGCCUGAAGGGUCAUGAGAAGAUAAGUUGUGCCCUACAGAUGGAAACACUGGUUUCCCGUUCGCACACAUUUGUGUUAAAUAUUGUAUUUGAAAUUUAGUUUUAACAUGUUGUUGUAUUUAUUAGCCAGUGUUGGCUCUAAAAGUGUCAGUACAACUUGGUGAGAUAAGACAAUCAGAAAAAUAAAGACUGAGAUUUCCUUAAAAAUGUACUGUUUUGGUUAUU